Cucurbitaria berberidis CBS 394.84 is the source of this 2196-nucleotide messenger RNA. RefSeq lists its product as uncharacterized. NCBI's taxonomy places the organism in Eukaryota, Fungi, Ascomycota, Dothideomycetes, Pleosporales, Cucurbitariaceae. The coding region runs from base 1 to 2196 and encodes 731 amino acids. The transcript is spliced from 9 exons. The record is from RefSeq and is a predicted model, not a curated record.
AUGCAUUCCAUUCUCUUCCUACUGAUAGCAGGCAUCGCUACUCUCACUAGAAGCGUGGCUAUACCAGCUGAGCUCGCAAUUGGCGAUGUUGAUAGUAUGUCGCCCGAAAGGACCUGUCGAUGGACCAACUGCAACGAAUCCUGCCCCGCUGGCUUCAGCGCCGUCCUACGGAAUGGCGGCCGCCGCGGUGAGAUGAUGUGGGAUCAUUCACACUGCCUUAACAAAGGGUCGAUGACAUUUUGCUGCCCAAGCGGUGAAACCCAGGCCAUUUGCACCUGGCGAGGACACAGGAACUCCGGUAAAUGCCAACCUGGCUGCAACAAGGACGAAGUUGAAGUCUGGACAUUGAAGUUCGGGUGCAAGACCGGCCACCAGAGCGCUUGUUGCACAACCGAUACUGCAAGCGUGUCGGCCUACAAUAGUUGUAGGUGGGAGGGAUGCCUGGAUCUAUCCCACUACAAUCCGCCCUACUGCAGCAGAAACUACCCCCAUCUCGUCGCCUUAGCACCAUCAGGGUUUGGAGGGGAAGACAUUUGCUCAAUCGGUCAGAGAAGGUACUGCUGCAAAGGCGACGAAUGGGUUUCUUAUCCUCCUGCAUUUAGUGAGUGCAGUUGGGCGAGGGACCUCCCUGGGCCCCUAGGCCGUUCUCUAUCUUGUAACGCCGCAUGUCCCCCAAAUUAUACUAAGCUUGCGCUACGUCAAUCUGAUUGUGAUGUGGGAGAAGAAGCGUACUGUUGUAAGGGGUUCAAGCCAUCGGAGGCUCUAAAGACGUCACCAAAGGUUCUAGAGUUUGAGGCUGCCCUAAAUUCAUACAUAUCAGCGUACGAUUCCAAGACGUGCCCAUUGGAGGAUAAACCCAGACGUGCCGAUUGGUUAGAAGAGAAUGAGGGCGCGGUUCACGAUUCGGAACCCGAAAUCACCGCCGAAAACGCGGGCGAUAUACCGGAUCUUCCUCCCUGCCUUCUCUGGACACGCGUAGUAUCAGAAAUGCGUGAUAUCAUAAAGCGGCCGGAACUGGAAUGGUCGUUUGAUCAGAAGCAGAUUGCGAAUUCCUGGGAACGCAACGUCCCGACUCGGUGGCCACGCACUUCUGUGGCAGACCUGGCUGCAUUUCUUAGAGAAAAUCCGAUUAGCUCACCAGACACCGUCGUCAAUACCGUGCUCUACAGCUUCGAUGAGUGGGCUGGUGUCCGAGAUGCUUUCAAAAUGGCGAAGACUAAGAUUUGCGUUGAAGUACAAGUAGGCCCAGCAGUUGGGGAGUCCGAUCCUGACACUAGAGAGCUCCCUGAACCGAACGAACCUGCACUGAAUACUUCACACAAUAUUCAGCCUAGAUCCGUAGAUUUAGAUCUAGAUCUCCGCACCGCUAGUGGCUGGCGAGAUAAGUUAAAUUCCGACUCGCCCCAUUACACGCCUUGGCUAGGAAGGAUUUUUCACGGUAUCAGAAUUGGCCGCCUCACUUUACACUACGCACGAUGGGAAUGGUAUCAUGGAAACGGUCGUGGUUUCGCCGCAGGUCCAUUCCUUGAGUUAGCCUAUUGGAUCGGGCAUAAUGCCGGAGAAUGGAAUCCUCAAUUAGACCGUGAUUUUGAGUUGUGGCGAUAUCGCGAUCUUACCACACAACACCGCAACCCCAAUUUGAGGGACAGGUGGGUAGUCUUUCAUCUGCACUUUGACCCCACCCGGGAAAUCUUCUUUGACUUCAAUGGACACACGUUCACGGGAUAUACGGCCGUGGUUGGCGCGUCAACGGGCGAAGCAACCAACAAGCUAGGGGCAACACCGCACGCAAUGUUCUCAUAUGUCCGUGGGACAGUUCAGAGAGGAACAUGCGUGGACGCACUAUUACCAGAAUUUUUAUUGGCGCAAAUCGACACCCGCGCAGUGCCGAUCCUUCUCGCGAUCACGAUGACCCAGAAUCGGAUGGGCUAUAUUACUUUCAUAACAGCCUCUACCGGCAAGGAUGGAACCAACUUUCUCUUACCAGACUACCUAGAGCAAAGCGCUCAUCCGCACAUGGUGAGCUAUCGUUACGAUAUCGGCAUGCCCAAUGCGGCACCUCAACCAUGGGAGGAGGAAUGGCAGAUGAGAGAGUUUGAGCCUCACAUACACCAUCCGCAAAGGCCAGGGGGUGGAAUCUUUGGCAUAGUGGGCGGCGCGAACCUGACCAAUGGAUCAAUAGCCGAUCUCAGCUGA